AAAGGUCUAUGCGUCUCUAGUCCAAAAACUCUAUAUAUGUCUGGCUCAAAAGCAGAUGCAGCCAUAGCCCCAAUAGUCAUGAUGGAGCAUCAUCAUCUCCUUAUGAAUUGGAACAAACCUAUUGAUCUCAUUACAGAAGAAAACUCUUUUAACCACAAUCCUCAUUUCAUAGUAGAUCCACCUUCCGAAACCCUAAGCCACUUCCAGCCCCCGCCGACAAUCUUCUCCGAUCACGGAGGAGGAGAGGAAGCAGAAGAAGAAGAAGAAGAAGAAGGAGAGGAAGAGAUGGAUCCGAUGAAGAAGAUGCAAUACGCGAUUGCUGCCAUGCAGCCCGUAGACCUCGAUCCAGCCACCGUUCCUAAGCCGAACCGCCGUAACGUAAGGGUAAGCGACGACCCUCAGACGGUGGUGGCUCGUCGGCGUAGAGAAAGGAUAAGCGAGAAGAUCCGGAUAUUGAAGAGGAUGGUGCCAGGCGGUGCAAAGAUGGACACUGCCUCCAUGCUCGACGAAGCCAUCCGCUACACCAAGUUCUUGAAACGGCAGGUGAGGCUAGCUUCUUCAGCCUCACACUCAGCUUGGAGCUCCUAUGUCUGACCCUUCUUGCCUUUGUUAUUACCACAACUCGGAUACCUAAUUAUAAUUCUAUCACGCGUUUCAUGUUGAUAUAUAUAGAUAAAUGGUCGAAUAAGGAUUUCGAUCGAAGAUUGUAUGUACAAUAAAUGAUGUGUGUAUUUCAAUUAAUGUAUGAUAUAUAUAUAUAUAUGUAUGCAGUAUGCAUUUA
Messenger RNA from Brassica napus (rape), 781 nucleotides. Its product is annotated as transcription factor IND-like. Bases 37 to 594 code for a protein of 185 amino acids. Gene Ontology annotation, biological process: regulation of DNA-templated transcription. Gene Ontology annotation, molecular function: protein dimerization activity; DNA-binding transcription factor activity. The transcript has a single exon. The record is from RefSeq and is a predicted model, not a curated record. NCBI's taxonomy places the organism in Eukaryota, Viridiplantae, Streptophyta, Magnoliopsida, Brassicales, Brassicaceae.